Molecule: messenger RNA, 1364 nt
Organism: Exophiala oligosperma
Lineage: Eukaryota; Fungi; Ascomycota; Eurotiomycetes; Chaetothyriales; Herpotrichiellaceae
Exons: 2
Coding region: 146-1120 (324 amino acids)
Molecular function (GO): oxidoreductase activity
Source: RefSeq, a predicted model, not a curated record
CAGGAAAGAGACUGUACUCGUUCGGAGUAAAUACUCAAAUACUACAGUUUAUUACUUGACAUUUCACUGUACUCAUCUAUAUAUACACCAAGUAUACCACUCGAUACUUUUAAAUCCUCCUACUGUACAAGAGAUACUCUACAUCAUGUCCGCUAUGAAAGCAGCUGUUGUCCACGAAGCUGGACCACCCAAUAUCCUCAAGAUCGAAUCCAUUCCCAUCCCAGCCCCCAAGGACGAUGAAGUUCUCAUUCGCGUCAAGGCUUUCGGACUCAAUCGAUCCGAGAUGUUUACUCGUCAAGGCCAUUCGCCGGACGUCAAGUUCCCGCGCGUUCUCGGCAUCGAGGCUGUAGGCCUCGUCGCCAAAUGCCCAAGUGGACGGUUCAAGGAAGGGCAGAAAGUAGCAAGCGCCAUGGGUGGCAUGGGCCGUGAUUUCGACGGUGGAUAUGCCGAGUACACCUGUGUCAAAACCAAAAACACACAAGCCCUAGACACGAACCUGGAUUGGUCCACCAUUGGAGCCGUGCCCGAGAUGUUGCAGACCGCAUACGGCUCGCUGUUCAAAUCGCUGAAGCUCGAGUCUACCGAUCGCGUCUUGAUACGUGGCGGAACAACAUCCGUUGGUCUCGCGGCGGCAUCGAUCGCAAAGAAACAUGGCUGUUUCGUCGCCGGAACCACUCGCAGUUCGGGUCAAGCGAGCGCAGACGUCAUGAGGAAGAGCGGCGUGGAUCAAGUCAUCGUCGAUGAUGGCAAUGUCGCGGCCCAGGUUGGUGACAACUUCGACAAGGUUCUGGAGCUUAUUGGAACCGUGACCCUCGAGGAUUCUUUGAAGUGUAUCAAGGAAGGCGGAAUUGUGUGUGUGACGGGAAUCGUUGGCAACAAAUGGACCAUGGAUAACUUCGCUCCCAUGACCGCAAUAGGAUCGGCCAAAUAUCUCACCGCAUAUAGUGGUGGUCCAGACGAAUUCAUGGAUACCCCGUUGAAUGAUUUGCUGAAGCAGAUUGAUGCCGGCACCAUGCCGGUUCAGAUUGGAAAGGUUUUCAAGCUGGAUCAGAUUGUCCUGGCUCACGAGACACAAGAGAAGAAUACUGCUCGUGGCAAAAUCGUCGUCUUGACCGGAUGAACAAGUUACUUUCUCGUAACGACAAGGUGAUGGAAGUGAUAGGGACGGUCAUUUGUUUGACGCCGAAGAAAAAGUCGGCGGGACGGCUGCAGCGACUGAGACGAAAAAGGACUCUGACCAUUCAAGUAGAAGAUACUCGUAGUAUACGAGUAGCAAGAUCACGAUGCUCAGACGCUACCAGCCUUUACUAGGGUGAUGUCUCUCGUGUCGCUCUGCUAUGUUGAAUGUCAUUGCAGUUGGCCCA